GGAGAACCUGAUGAGGUUGAGCGACAAGAUACUCAGGAGGAUAUUUAUGAAGAAUGUUCAGUUAGAAAGGAUCUAGAAAGAUCACAUAAAAAUCGAUCUUUAAUGAGCAAAUGGGUAGGCAAAGUUCCUCAUCCCGACAACAAUCCAAAAUAUGCUUUUAUUCAACCAAUAGCUGAUCUUAUACAAUAUAAAAAAUCCACAACUUAUGG
Funneliformis geosporum is the source of this 209-nucleotide messenger RNA. Lineage: Eukaryota; Fungi; Glomeromycota; Glomeromycetes; Glomerales; Glomeraceae. The record is from the annotation of a GenBank genome assembly.